AUGUUGGAUGGUAAUUCAAUUGAAGAGUAUUACGAUCUUCAAGAAAAUGAAGUUGAAGCUUUAAAAUCCAUUUAUAUGGAUGAUUUUAAGGAUAAAACACAAUCAAAAUCCGCUUGGAACAAAAAACCAUCACCUAAAUUUGAGAUUCAUUUAUACUCAUAUGAAGAUGAUCCAACAGUCUCACUUACAUUAGAUAUUGAACUUACAUCAACAUACCCGCUGACUGUACCAAAUAUCAAGAUCAAAAACCAGGUACAUGUUCUUUCAAGUCAAUCACAAUACCUCGAGAAAUUCAUCAAGGAAAGAAGCAAAGAACUUAGAGGUACAGAGAUGAUCUUUGAAAUAACACAAACUAUCAAAGAACAGUUGGAUAUUUAUCAGAAGGCUGCUAAUACAAACUCACUAGAAGAUGAAAGAUUGCUUAGAAUUAAACAAGAGCAAGAACAACUGGAAGCCCAAGAGAGGCAAAUGGCGGCUAGAGAGGAGGCAAAGAGACAGAAGGAUCUUGAAAGAACAAAUAUGUUGAUUGAAAAAGAGAUGGAAAAAAGACACAUUGAUAAUAAGGAAUUGGAUGGGAAACAUGUGGAUCAAUAUGAAGAUGUUGAUGAUUCACUUAUGUAUCCACCUCAGCAGCAAAUAGAUUCCGGUGAGGCGUGUGUGUUUGAUAGAGUCAUCACCGUAAGGCUUUCAAACAACAUCACACUUCAAUUCAAAGCUGUUACAAGGUGUCUCACCUCAAGACCACAAGGUAUUUUGUCAUUUGGAAAGUUAUCCAUCGUGAAGCCUUAUUUGCACCCAUCAGCUGAAGAAAGUAAAAUUUACAAAAAAGGAUUAAAAACUUUGGAAGAUGAAUCUUUGUUUUGUUUGAUUGAAGUUGAACUUGAGAACCCAUUUUUUGGAACUUCUAGUGGUAAGAAGGAAGUUCAAGACCUUGAAAAGGAAUUGGACAGCUUGGUUGAUUUCAGACAUGAAAAUGUGUCUUCAUUAUAUGCAUACAGUAUAGAGCCAAUAACUCAAAAAGGAAGACAACGAGGAGCGUUUUUCAAAAUCAAACUUCUUACAGAGUAUUCCUCCCUGGGGACACUUCAAGAUCUUUUAUCAACAAUCAAAUUUGUUAACUUGGCAUCUGCAAGAUCAUGGAUUAUUCAACUGAUUGAAGGUUUAGAACAACUACACAAGGCCGGUUUGAUUCAUAAGUACAUAAACUUGAGUUCUAUUUGCUUGUUCAAUAAUAAAGAUCUUGGUGCAGUUACUGCAAAAUUGAAACAUCCAACUUAUGGCUACAGAUUGGUCAACAUGUUAUCAAAAUAUCCGAACAAAUCCCAUGGGGUGGAAGUCAGUGUUAUAAAGAAUACAUGGUGUGCACCAGAGUUAAGAGACAAUCAAGAACCUCAAAGAAAAACUGAUGUUUGGAAUCUUGGUGUGCUAUUUGUUGAACUAAUUGUUGGUGCUGAAGCAAUAAAGGAAUAUGAUACUCCUGAUGAUUUCUUAUGUUCAGUCCCUCUAGAUGAAUCGUUAAAGGAUUUUAUCAAAAGUAUCUUUAUUGAGAAACCAAGAAAGAGACCUGCACCACUUGAGCUUUUGCCAUCAAAAUUUUUAAGAACAAAUAUUGAUCAACCUAAUCCAAACUUGUUGGCAAGAACCCCUGGUAAUAAUGUUGAAGAUUUGACGGCAAGUAUGAUGUCUAGCAGUUUAUCUGUUGGAUCGUCCCAUUCGGGACGUCAUCCAAGAAGAAGUUUCAACAAUGGAGAUAGAUUUUCUUAUUCAGGAGGUGGAACAGCUGGAGUUAUAUCGAGAUAUGCACAGGAUUUUGAAGAAAGUGCUAUUUUGGGGAAAGGUGCUUUUGGGAAAGUUAUCAAGGCAAGAAACAGGCUUGAUGGCAGGUUUUAUGCUAUCAAAAAAAUCAGACAUAGAGAAGACAAAUUAUCUUCAAUUUUAAAUGAAGUUAUGUUACUUGCAAGAUUAAAUCAUCAAUAUGUUGUGAGAUACUAUGCUGCAUGGCUAGAAGAUGAUCAUGACGAGACACCAUUUGCUGAUAGUGAAAGUGAAGAUACAGCUGAAGAAGAAGAUAGCAAAGACUUUGAUGAAAUUGAUGAUAUAGGUCAUACUAUGAGCUUUUCCAGACCAGAUAUCAAUAGAAGCCAUACGCUGGAUUUUAUUUCGAACUCCAUGCAUGAUGACUAUCCAGAAAUUGAAUUUGGUUUUAGCUCCUCAGAUGAAGAUCAUGAACACUCAGAUAAUUCAGAUAUUGAAGAGAUUUCGUCACAAGCCUCCGAACCCAAACUAAUGAGAUCAGCUAUUUUCAAAAAUAAGAAGAAAAUGAGCACACUGUUCAUCCAAAUGGAGUAUUGUGAAAACCAUACGCUUCACGAUUUAAUCAAUUCAGGGUCUCUUCAGAUGCAAAGGGAUGAAUAUUUCAGGUUAUUCAGAGAAAUCUUGGAAGCUUUGAGUCACAUUCAUGCUCAGGGUAUCAUCCAUAGAGACUUGAAACCAAUGAACAUUUUCAUUGAUCAAUCUAAAAAUAUCAAAGUUGGUGAUUUUGGUCUUGCCAAAAAUGUUCAUAAUUCAAUAUCUUCGGUUUCCAAACUUGAGAAGAAUUCUUAUCAAAAUUCCGAAGAUUUAACCUCAGAAGUUGGUACAACUUUAUAUGUUGCGAAUGAAGUCUUAACUGGUGAAGGUAAUUAUGAUUCAAAGGUUGAUAUGUAUUCACUGGGUAUCAUCUUCUUUGAGAUGAUAUAUAAAUUGUCAACAGGUAUGGAGAGAGUUAUGGUAUUAAAAGAUUUGAGAUUACCAAAUGUCAAAUUUCCAAAUGAAUUUUCCCCUGCCAAAUACCCAGUGGAGAAGAAAAUCAUUAGAGAGCUUUUAGACCACAACCCGAGAGUUCGCCCAAGUGCAGAUAAAUUGUUAAAGUCAGGUUUAUUACCAGUGAAAGAACAAGAUCAGAUUGUCAAAGAAGCUUUGAAAAGUCUAGCAGAUCCUUCGUCACCAUGGCAAGAGCAAGUGAGAGAAACAUUAUUUAAUCAGCCAUAUAGUCUAGCAAAUGAUGUGUUGUAUGAUAAGAAGCGUGACCCAUUGCCCAUUUCAAAUCAGCUUCUGAAUAAACAGAUGAUCAAAGAAAUAACCUCAAUUUUUGAAAUUCAUGGUGCUGUCGAGACAAAAGAACCACCAUUGAUGUUCCCCAAAUCACCAUUAUACUCCAUGCAAAAUGUUUAUGAAGUCUUGGACAAAACGGGUACGGUGUUACAGCUUGCUUAUGAUUUGACACUUCCUAUGGCAAGGUAUCUAGCCAAAACAAAUUCAUCCUUGGAAAAACUGUUCAGAAUAGAGUAUGUUUACAGGCCGGAUCCAAGUAAUUCAACUGCCGAGCCAGGAAAAUUUGCUGAAAUUGAUUUUGAUAUCAUUAGCUCUGAAUCUACUGACCUUGCAUUCCAUGAUGCAGAGACAAUCAAAGUUAUUGAUGAAAUCAUCACAAUUUUCCCAGUUUUCAAGAAAUCCUCAACUUCAAUAGUUAUCAACCAUUGUGGUAUUCUUGACAUAAUCUUUGAUUUUUGUGGUAUAGAUAAAGCACAAAGGCCUAUAGUAUGCAACACAUUGUCACAAGUUGGAUUUACAAAGACUAUGAAACAGGCCAAGCAAGACUUGAGAGAACAGCUCAAUAUCACAUCUACGGUAUUACAUGAACUUGAACAAUUUGAUUUUAGAUUAAAUCCUGAGAAUACAAAGGCUAGAUUGCAUAGAUUGAUGGUUGAUAGUGUCCACUUAGCCAAGAUUGACUCUUAUAUUCUGUACCUAUCAAAGGUUUUGAACUACCUGAAGCUGUUUGGUGUCAAUACUUCUAUCUUUAUUUCACCUUUGAGUAAUUAUAAUGCAUCAUUCUAUAACAAUGGCAUCAUGUUCCAAGCUGUCAAUGAGGAAAAAAGAAGAACAAUUAUUGCUGCAGGUGGUCGCUAUGAUAGUUUGAUCUCUUAUCUAUCCAGACCUUCGGGUGAUAGUUCUUUUCAUCUUCAGCAUGCUGUUGGUUUUAAUCUUGCUUGUGAAAAAGUGUUCAGCAACAUGCAAUCUUUUAUGAGGUUGAAUGGCUCAAAAAAAUCAAGUUCAAAGAGUAAAAGAAAUUUUUUGAAAGAUACUGAAACAAAAGUUGAUUGGAAUCCAAAGAGGUGCGAUGUUUUGGUUUCAAGUUUAAGCUCAACUCUAUGGAAAACUUAUGGAAUCGAAGUUGUCAAGAAACUUUGGAAUGCUGGGAUAUCUGCUGAUAUUUUUAAAAACACACAUGGGGUGGAAGACAUAUUGACUUCUGCUCAGGAUAACGGUGCAAAAUGGGUUGUACUUAUUAAGCAACAACAGCAACAAUAUGCAUCGCAUAGUAUGAAUAAGAAGAAAUAUAAACCUUUGAAGCUUAAGAAUAUCGAAACUUCAGCGGAUAUUGAUGUUGAUAUUGAUGAACUCUUAUCCAUUGUGCAAAGUGAUCUUCAUGAUCAAAAUUUGGCUGGUUCGAUUAAUAGUUUACCUGGCUCUAGUGGUCAAGAGAUUUACGGUAAUGAUAAUUCAUCAGAUGAGAGCCUAUCAAAUGGGCUAAAUCAAUCAUUUACUUUUGACAACCAAAAAGUGGUUCAUAUUUCGAAUGAGGCAACAAGAAGUUCCAAGAAGUCCACCAAAAAAGAUAGAUGGUCUGUUGAAGAAAAUGCUAGAAAGACUAGUAAUUCAAUUUUGAGUGAUAUAUCUUCAGUUCCAGUCAUUGCAAUUGAUCCAGUUCGUGAUGAAGUCUUGGAUAUGAUGUCUAUAACUUCUGUUGCACAAAAAGAUGAAUGGAUUAGAAAGGUUGGGGGUGUAUCAAAUUCAACACCUAGAAGUUUUGCAACCUCAAUAUACAAUGCGUUAUCAAAAGAAGCCUCAAAGGGUACCAAAUGGAUCAUUGUAACCUGUCCAAAGACUGGAAAGUCAUGCAUUUGUGAUUUGCAAAGAUGA
Molecule: messenger RNA, 4965 nt
Organism: Hansenula anomala
Lineage: Eukaryota; Fungi; Ascomycota; Saccharomycetes; Phaffomycetales; Wickerhamomycetaceae
Gene: GCN2
Product: serine/threonine-protein kinase GCN2
Exons: 1
Coding region: 1-4965 (1654 amino acids)
Biological process (GO): DNA damage checkpoint signaling; regulation of translational initiation by eIF2 alpha phosphorylation
Cellular component (GO): cytosol
Molecular function (GO): ATP binding; protein binding; eukaryotic translation initiation factor 2alpha kinase activity
Source: RefSeq, a predicted model, not a curated record